AUUUCAUCAAACUUGGUUGUAAGGGCUGUUCAUACCUAAAAUCUUUGCAUAAUUGACAUGUCUACCAAACCCAUUCACCAUUUGCUGAAAAUCAAUCCAACAAGUGAAUGCUGGAGAGUGUUAGUUCGUGUGGUUCGAUUGUAUAAGAUGCCAGAUUACAAUGAUGACAAAGUCACUAAUUCGAUUGAGAUGAUAUUCAUGGACGAACAUGUUAUCAUGUGAUAACAUUACGAGUUCAGACCAAAAUGACUUCCUCGAUACGAGCAAAACAAGGGGAUGGAUCGUAUGUGGUGUACGGGACUAUUGUCGCGGUAAACAAUGAGAGCGAUUGGUGGUAUUUAGCAUGUAAGUGUAACAGAGCUGUUAAACCUGAUGGUGCAAUGUACUACUGUGCAUACUGCUCAAAUCGUGUUUUCAAGGCUGGAAGUUUUGAAAAUCCAAGAGAGUUUGAUGACCUCUUGCUUGGGAAGACGUAUAUUUUCAAAGUUGAGGUAAGGGUCAUGAACCGCGGCCAACAUGAACACUCUUUUAGAGUGUCAAAAGUAUGUCACGAUGAUACCAUCAAGAAAAAAUACCUGGAAUCUAUUCAUGCAAAUAAUUCAAAAGCUGCAUCGAAUCGCGCUGUACCAGUGUACUCCGUUGAGGAGGAGUUUUUAAACAGAACGCUUGCUAGAACAAUAGAGUCUUUGAAGGAUUGCACCGAGGAUGGAGAGUAUGCAGUCUACGGUACCAUCAAAGGUGUGGAUGGUGGAGUUGAUUGGUUCAUACCAACGUGUAGGUGUGGAUCGGAAGUGAUUCCACGGAAUGGCUUUUACUACUGCAGCGACUGUAAAAAAUGUGUUGUGAAUGUGAUUCCAAGGUAUCGCAUUAAGGCAAGAGUGAACGAUGCAUCAGAUAGUGCAACUUUUGUGAUAUUUGAGAGCCUUGGAUGUUUGUUGUUGCACAAGUCCUGCUCCAAGAUGCUGAAAUUAAGUGAGGUUGAAGUCAAGACUGCCAAUAUCAAUGAUUUUGAACCUUCCUACAAUGUGAUUGACAUAUGCUUUAAUGACCGGAUCAUUGCAAAAUUUAUGGAGAUGCACUCUUCGUUUUUCUCUCCUCAGACAGAUAAGACUAUCGGGUAUUCAACUGAUGGGAAGACAAACACAGAAGUCAUUUCCGUUGGCAAUGCAACGUCUUGCGUAAAGAAUUUAAUUGUGGACUUUUUUGAAUCUCAAGAUAGUCAUCUGACACAACCUAGAGAUGAUGUGAUCAAUCUUACUCCCAUGAAAAGAAUGCAAGAGGAAGUGUAUAACGUUGGAGAUGGAGAUGAUUCCGUCAAGAAGAUGAGGAGUGUUAAGAUUGAAAAAAAUUAAUCAUUGUUGUUAUUUCUUCAUUUGAGUAUUCUAAGUUAAUUGUUGGAUUUCAUUACUAUAUACUUUAAGUUUUAUUUUAAUAUUUGCAUGAAUAAUGUUGUUGGUUUUGAACAAUGAAUUUUAUUACACCUACAAUAAAUGAUCUUUUCCUAA
Messenger RNA from Cuscuta campestris, 1505 nucleotides. The record is from the annotation of a GenBank genome assembly. NCBI's taxonomy places the organism in Eukaryota, Viridiplantae, Streptophyta, Magnoliopsida, Solanales, Convolvulaceae.